Schistosoma mattheei is the source of this 4783-nucleotide messenger RNA. The record is from the annotation of a GenBank genome assembly. Lineage: Eukaryota; Metazoa; Platyhelminthes; Trematoda; Strigeidida; Schistosomatidae.
AUGAGUCACUGUGACCAAGAAACUUUAAAUGUGGAACAAACAGAAUUUACAGUUGGUGAUGUUGUAUAUGUCGGUCCUGGGACCCAGCGGAUAGGUAAAAUAGAAUUCAUCGGAGAAACGCAGUUUGCCAGUGGAGUGUGGAUUGGUGUAAAUUUAUUUUCACCUUGUGGAAAGAAUGAUGGUUGUGUCGAUGGUGUGACGUAUUUCACUUGUAGUCCAUUGCAUGGAAUAUUUUCUAAGCGUGGUAAUGUCAGACUUGCACCAAACCCUCUGCCUGAGGAAUCCUGCUCAAAAGUUGGUUCAACAAUUCCUGAUAAAGUGCCAGACAAUCAGUCAAAACAAAACAGCGUUUUAGAUGUCGAUAGUGUCUGUUCAUCCAAGGUGUCUCUAGUGAACUCUCCUGCCUGUGCAUCUGGGCGAAAUGCUUUGCAAAUCGGUGAUCAUGUUCAGGUUUCUGGAGGUCGAAUCGGUAUCCUCAGAUAUCUUGGGCCUACAGAGUUUGCUGUUGGUGAAUGGGCUGGUGUUGAGUUGGAUAGCCCUAUUGGGAAAAACGAUGGCUCAGUUUCUGGCGUACGAUAUUUUACUUGUAAACCAAAUCAUGGCUUGUUUGCAGCCGCUAAUAAAGUUGUACCUGCCGGUAGUAAGGAUGAACUUCGCACAUCUGGUUUUGAUGCAUCAAAAAACAGUCAAACUCGCCGGAGUCAAGAAUCGUUACUAUCCUAUUCAUCCAAUUUGAGUUCAGUAUCUCGCUCUUAUCGUCUAAAUCAAGUUAAUAAUGGAUUACAGAGUCGUAAUGGUGUAGCUGGUAACCGAAGACCGAUAUCAUCAAUGAACACUCCAAAUCGUCGAGAAUCUACAUCUAAUUUACAAACACUACAGCGUUUAGUCAAGGAAAAAGAAGCGCAUAUUGAGAAACUUUUACAAGAACGUGAAAUGGAACGUUCUGACUUAGCUAAAGUUACUUUAGAAAGAGAAAUGGCUCAAGCUGAAACAUUGAAUCAGCAAGCUGUGAUACAACAAUUGAACCAACAAUUAGAAAAUAUGGAAGCUGUUCUUCAACAUUUACGCGAUGAACAUGAGCAAACAACAAUUAAGCUACAUGAAGAGCGAAAAAAUCUUGAAGAUUUACAAUUUCGAAUAGAAGAAGAAAACAUUGACAAGAGCACGAUUGAAUCACAGAAUGCAGACGAUGAAUCGAAAAUAUUUGAACUGGAAGAAGCUUUAAUGUCAGCCCGUGAAACGAAUGAACGUAUGGAAUUAGAAUUAAAUAAAUUACGAGUAGAAUUAAAUGAUCUUUUACAAAAACAAACAAAUGUGUCAAAUCAAAAUGAUGAAAACAAAUCUCAAAUUCAGGGAAAACCAUCUCUUCAAUUCACUGGGCUUGUAUCUGAAACAUCUAUUACUCCAACUGAAAACGAAGGCGAGUCUUUCCAAAAUGAAUGUGAACGGUUGCGUAAUUUGUUGGCUGAGCGUCAGGCUGAAGCAGAAGUUAUGCUAAAGCAUCAAGCUGAAACAAUUGAGUCAUUAACGGUUGAGUUUAAUGGACAAGUUGAAAAACUAAAUUGUCAGUUGCAGAACUCUUCAAAUGAAAUUCAAGCAUUCAAAAACGAGAAUAAUUUACUGAAACAACAGAAUAAUGAAUUAGUCCUAAGUUUAAAGAGUCAAAUUGAUCAAUUAAAUAAACAGCUGACAGAACAAGAAAAAAUUGCUAAUGAAAAAUUAUCCAUGUUUGAAAAUCGGAUUAAAGAGUUGAAUCAUUUAUUAGAAGCAGAGAAAACUAAAUCAACUUCAUCUUCUAAUCAGUCCCAGAUGACCAGUGAAAAUUUGAACAAACUAAAAGACCAACAAAAUAAAACUAUGCAAGAGUUAACUGAUUAUCAGAAUAAUGUUUUAUCGGCUGUUGAAUCAUUUCAUUCUGUACAAAUAGAAGAAGUGAAUAAUUUACAAUUAAUUAACAAAAUCAAUAAUGAUGAUGUUGAUACUGUUACUAAUCAAGAGACUAUUCAGUUAUUAUUGGAAAAACUUAAAGUACAAGAAGAACUAUUCAAUGAACAAAAAGAUCAAUUGCUUAGUAUUCAACUACAAACUAUAGCACUGAAUCAAGAUAAAGAGAAUUCUAACAAUAAACUUAAUGAGGUUGAAAAUUAUUUAAAUAAAUUAAAAAUAGAAUUGAAUGAAUCUAGAAUAAAACAAGAAGAAUUACUUACUGAAUUAAAUAGUGCCCAUUUGAAACGUGAUCAAUUAGUUGAAGAUAUUUCUAAAGUUCUAGGUGAUUUAUCUUUAACUGGAAAUGCAGAGAAUUUAUCAACAAUUUUAUGUAACCGUAUUAAUGAUUUAAAAGAACAAAUAUCCAGACAGGAAAAAGUUCGUCAAGAUUUAGAAAAAUAUUGUCAAACACUAGAAAGUGAACGUAAUGAUCUUGAGAGUGAGCUGACCAGAGUCAAUGUGACUUUGAAAAAUUCCAGUGAAAUACAAAUGGAUAAUUCAACCUUGAAAGAAGAACUUGAUAAUGCGCGACAAAAGAUGUUUUCAUUAGAGAAAAGUGCUUCUAAUGCAUUUAGUCAACUUGAAAUCAAGUCGAAUGAAUUACAGACUAUUCAAUCACAGUUGGAUAAAGUUCUAAAUGAACAAAUGGAGCUUGAGAAAGUACACAACCAUACCAUAACAGCUUUAGAAUCUGAGAAACAAGUAUUGUUGGAGCGAAUUAAAGAGGCAGAAAAUCGUUUACUUGAACACCAACCAAAUUCGUCAACUGAGCUUAGUAAGAUCGUACCCAUUCAUAUUAUCGGUUAUUUGUAGAAUGAUUGAUAAAGUUUGAUUAUUUAAGUGGAUUUUUUAAAUGUUUUUAUGAUUGUAAAUGAUAAAAUUCCUUAGAUUGUAAUCAUCGAUGCUCGUUCAAAUUUCAGUCAAGCUUAGUGUAAAUGUGGUAAUAAAAAAUGCGCUGUUAUCCUACAGUCUUAAAAUCAUUACGAAAUGUUAUAAGAGCAUGUUUCUAAUCAACACAUGCCACUUCGUUCAUAUUAUGAAUAACCCGAUACGCAAGUCCAACUCGGCAAUUUACAAAGAAACAUAUGAGCUGACACUGAAGACAGAGAAGAGAAACGAAAUACUAUGUUUAACGUGGUGGUUAAAUACUCACAGUGAUUUCAUCAGAUCUAUUAUUGAAUCGAAAAAUGAAUGGUAAUUACUGAUUCCAACAAAAUUAAUUCUGUUUGCAUUGUUUUUAAUUUAACAAAAGGUAAACCGAUUAUUUAUUUUACUGAAUAUAUAUUGAAGUAUAAACGUAGUCGUCGAAAUCUGGUUUGCAACAGAAAUUCCAGUACCUAUCAGUUCGGAUAUGGUUAAUUACUAAUAAUUCUGGUUAUUUUUUUCUAACCACCGAUAGUGUGUCAUCUUGAUAUUGACCUGAUAGUUGUAAAUUGUUAGGUAGUUCGGGUUGAAUGAUGCCUAUUUAUGAGACGAUACAAUGAUUGGAUAUAUAUUUGUGACAGAUACUAAGUAGUUGUCUCAUAAUCACUAAACAAUGUUACUUGUUUAUAAGUUAAACGAAUAAACAGCGAAAGAUGAACGACUGCAUUGAUCAGACAAAGUUUUUCAUAAAACGUAAGGAGAGACAGGAUAGUAUCUUAGAUGAAGUAGUUUGAUAAUUUUUUUUAAUAGAAUGCAUCAUGCUUGUAUGAAAAACUGUCAAAUAAAAUAUUGAUACGAAAUGAGUGCACUCAUCAGGAUUCAUAACUACCACUGUCAAGAGCGUUUUCAGUUUUGGUACUUAGAUAAGAUAUCUACACCACACUUCGAUCAAUAAUUGAUUCGGGCACCCUUAAGUUGAAACAUAUUUAUUUGAUCACAUAAACAUUUCUACACGGAAGCUAUAAAAUGCAUAUGUGCCACACAAUUACAAUGAGGCCAGUAGUAGUUAUCAUUGAUUUGCGUGAGGGUUGGAAUACUACCCCGGUCCCCAAACCAAAGCAGGUGGUUCUCUUAUGAGGUGACACCCCGAAUCUUUGACCUAAAUGUUUAAUCUACAAGACCUUUGAGGGUUUAAAUUGAAGUUGAGUAGGACUAAAUUACAUAACUGUUUGUUAUCAUCAAAAAAACAAUGAAGCGACUUGUAAAUGAUCACGUCGCAUCCACUUAUAUGUCUGUAGAUUCACUUGCAUGGAAUGAAGUAAGUUUUAUGUGUAUUUACAGAUGGUUAAAAGACGAAUGAAGUUGACAACACUUAAUAUGAAUAAAUUCCAGUUGUCCAAUAACAGAAAAUGACAAAGAUUCUAUCUGUCUUGUAUUUAAAAUUAUAUUACAAAUAAAUCAUAGUUUCAAUCUGAAUAUAUCCAUUAUAGUAUUGUGAUGAUUAAUUUAUAAUUUAUCGAGUAUAUUACUAUUGAACAAUUUAAUUUCCCAAUAUUUAAUUAUUCAAAAACAUUUUAAAUUUACAAGAAACUUAUCAUGAUAAUAUUAAUUUUAAUUACUUUUAUAUCAAUAAUUAUGUGAAUCAUGUCUAAUUAUCCCUUAUACUUAUUAUAUUUAGUUUAUAUAGAUAUAUAUCUUCUUUAGUUGUGAUCAAUUCUCUGUUCAAAAGUGUAUAUUACGCGCCAAUUUAAUUAAAAGCUUCUAAUAAACAUCAAAGAGAUUAACUAUUUUCAUUAUUAAAAAAAAUAAAGUAGAUUUUAAUUAGUUACAUAUUGAAAUGAAGAAUACAUUUUGAAAUAAAACAAAGAAUAGAAACAAUAUCAUAAGAUUAUGCUUAGAUUUAUAAAUAAUUAUUAGUUGCUUACUUAUUAAA